AGUGCUUCCGGUUCUUGGGAGUGUCAAAUUUUUCCAACAAUUUCCACUUUCUAACUUAGUAAUCAUGUCGAAAUUGAAGAAAAUUGUUGAAGAAGUUAAGGAGCAUGGCUCCACUGAACUAGAUGCUAUCGAUAAAAGCAUCGUAAACCUGCUAGAUAUUCCAGGAAUACUAAAUCUGCAUCAACUGACACGUCUUACACUAAGUCAUAACAAGAUGGUUGUCAUACCACCAAGUAUUGCCGACCUAGUCAACUUGGAAAACCUGAACUUCUUUAACAACCAUAUUGAGGAACUUCCAACUAGCAUCAGCAGUUUACCAAAAUUGAAGAUUUUAAAUCUUGGCAUGAACCACCUAGACAACUUGCCCCGAGGCUUUGGUGCUUUCCCCAUGUUAGAAGUGCUUGAUCUGACCUACAACAAUCUCACAGAAAGGAGCUUCCCUGCUAAUUUCUUCAUCCUAGAUACUCUACGAGCCCUGUAUCUUGGUGACAAUGACAUGGAAUAUGUGCCUCCAGAAAUGGGGCGGCUGAAAUGUUUACAAAUAUUGGUGCUGAGAGAUAAUGACCUUGUUGCUUUGCCAGCAGAACUCGGUGACCUCACACGUCUGAAGGAACUCCAUCUCCAGGGAAACAGAUUAACUGUUUUGCCCCCAGAAUUAGGUAAUCUUGACCUUGUCGGAAUGAAGCAAGUCUUCAGAGGUGACAACAACCCCUGGGUCAUCCCAAUAGCGGACCAGUUUCAGCUUGGUGUCUCACAUGUCUUUGACUACAUCAGAUCUGAUACAUACAAAUAUCUCUACAACCGUCAUAUUCAAGCUGGGGCCGCCCCACCACCCAGGACGGCGGACAAGAGCAAGAAAGUGAGCCGAAAACGUUGAGAAGUGUUCAAAAAGAAUCUCAAAUAUUGGUGCUUAAGAAGAAGUUUCAGGGGCCUCUUUUACACAUGAAAGACUAUGGGUGUAGGGUGAGGGGUUUUAUCCUACACAGGGCAAAAUUGUUCAAUUUUCUGCGUGGAAUCUGCAGCAGUUGAUUGAAAAAUCUACAAACACCAUUUUUCGUAUAAAAUACAUGUGGACAAUUUUGCCUGGUGUAAGUUCUCCUCUUCUUAAUUAGUUUGAGUUUUUGAAGACUAAUAUAACAGUCAUACCCAGCUGUUUAGAUUAUUUGAAAUACCUUGAUGGGGAAUCUCGGCAAGAAACAAAAAGUUUGAGGAAACAAAGCACUUGCACUUUUUUAUCAUCUCAACCAAAAUUUUGCAAAGUUUUAAAAAGAUUCCUCAAAAUUUUGUUGUUAUUCAGAUUCAUGUGAAAUGCCAAUUUGGUGUCAAAUUAUUACUAAUGUACUAUUUCAUUGUUUUUGUUGUUUUUAUAUGUUUGAAUGCAAUGUUCUAUCAUGAAAUAUACUGAAUCUGUUUUGAGUUAUUUGACUUCAUAAUACAUGUAGUUCUGAACAUAAGAAACAUUUUUAAUGAGGAAGUGGACUUCUGAUGAGUCCUUACAGAUGGCGCAGUGAGUCGCAUACCUUUUUAAGGCCCAUCAGAACUUUGUAACAACAAUGCCCAACAGCAUUCGACCACACAUGACACAUGCCAACAGAGACAGCAAAUGGCGUCGCAGUCUAAGCACAACAAUGGGGUGGAUGUUGCUGGUUACUUUUGCUGUGGUUGUUUCAACACCUUUGUUGUAUUUCCGUAGUAAAAGGAACCUUUCUAUGAGCCCUGAAAUGUGACUCGCAGCGUGCCCUAGCAGAUUCGAUUGACCACUAUAUCCUGGUUUAAUUGUGGAUGUGACAGCCAUAGACAGCAAUGUUCAAUAAGUUUUAUAUACACCAAUGUUGAAGAAGGCUUUUGAAGUCAGAUUCUCUAAGUCUAGUGGUAGUCCUAUUGUAAUUAUUUAAGCAUAUAUCGAUGUAUCUAGUGAAAUGCAUGAUCACCUUCUUAAAUGGUGUAUUAAAUGCAUGGACACCUUCUGUAAUGGUGUAAUGAAAUGCAUGAACACCUUCUGUAAUGGUGUUGUUUUAGUGAUGCACUGUUGAACUUGAGAUUACUAUCACUAUUGGUAUUGCUUGUAACUUUGUCUUGAACUUUCAGGAGCAUGUGAGAUUGAGCCUUCCAAUGAGUGUUUUAUAAACAAUUUCUUAUCAAAGUUAAAUUGAUUUUUCUGUCCUUGUCAAAAGAAAUUAAAAUUUGUCUAGAAAGGCUUACCAGUACUUCUUCCGUCUUGUCAUAUUGGAUAUUUUAUAAGUAUUAAAACAUACUGUAUUGUUAA
Molecule: messenger RNA, 2266 nt
Organism: Lineus longissimus
Lineage: Eukaryota; Metazoa; Nemertea; Pilidiophora; Heteronemertea; Lineidae
Product: ras suppressor protein 1-like
Exons: 8
Coding region: 65-877 (270 amino acids)
Molecular function (GO): protein binding
Source: RefSeq, a predicted model, not a curated record